Lacerta agilis (Sand lizard) is the source of this 708-nucleotide messenger RNA. RefSeq names its product epididymal sperm-binding protein 1-like. Gene Ontology annotation, cellular component: cell surface. Bases 1 to 582 code for a protein of 193 amino acids. Gene Ontology annotation, molecular function: heparin binding. The record is from RefSeq and is a predicted model, not a curated record. The transcript is spliced from 5 exons. Lineage: Eukaryota; Metazoa; Chordata; Lepidosauria; Squamata; Lacertidae.
AUGACGUCCUGCUCUGAGGAUGUCGCCGAUGAUGCCCCAUCCUGUGACACCUGGAAACAGCUAGACAUUUCAUCCUGUGUCUUCCCGUUUAUCUAUAAAAACAAGACAUACCAUACCUGCACCAAGGAUGGAUCCAAGCUCCAUCGGUUGUGGUGUGCCACAACCAGUUCCUAUGACAAAGACCACCAUUGGAAGUCUUGCUAUGAGACAGAGUAUGGUGGCAACUCUCAUGGAAAGCCCUGCGUGUUCCCCUUUGUUUACAAAGGGAGGUUGUUCUAUACUUGCACAGAUGAAGCAGCCAUGCCCGGGAAGUUCUGGUGUGCAACAACGAGCAGUUAUGACAAAAAUGGAAAAUGGAGCUACUGUGCUGAUACUAUAGUUCUUGGGAAGUCGAAAUCUGCUAUGACUCAGGAAAGGGCUUACUGUGACCCUGCAGAUCCUCAUUGCCUUGUAGCUUCCAGGGGGGUGAAAAGGUUAGAUAAUGGAAAGCAUGGGAACAUCCUGCCCAAAGAAUACAGUAGAGAUGAAGAUCAUGAAAAGGAUCAAGAAAUGACAAUCCAGGAUCCAGCUUCAUCCUUCUGAUUCUUCUCAAGCCCUUUUGCUGGCUAUCAGUAUGGAACUUUCAAAUUAGCAGCAAAGUUUGUGGUGGUGGUGGUGACAGUGGCGGAGCGACAUGCUCCAGCACGUGGAGCGGCGAACAGGCAGGGG